AUGAAGUUCUCAAAAUUGAGCUUAUUAGCAUUAUUAUCUGCUACCACAAUUCUUGGUCAACAAGUUGAAGGCGACAAAGAAAUUCCAGAAAACGACGACACUAUUGUCAUCGACGGCUCUGCUAAUGCAAAUGAAAGACCAACUGCUAACGUUACUAUCACCUAUACUAUCUUAGAGAAGCCACCAUAUCAAAUUAAUGAUUUCUUGGAAUUCGAAACUGAAGACGUUGCUACUUUAAACUACACUAUCACAAACAACGAAAAUGUUAACUAUACUCUAAAUUCUGUCGGUGGUGCAAUUAUGAGAUUUGAAGAUAGUGUCACUGCAGCAAAUAUUACAUCAGGUAAAUUCGAUCCUGUAUUAAGAUUGAACGUUAACCAAACUGUGUCAGUUCAACAAAGAGUCACUUUCUUAGAUAUGAAAGAUGACGACUACUAUAUCCAACCAAAAGUCUACGUUCAAGAAUUGGAUUCUCCAAAAGAAUUGGAAUUGGGUGCCCCUUUAACUUUAAUGACAAUUAUGAAACCACCAAUGUCGUUAUUUGAUCCACAAUUCUUAUCUAUUCAAAUCUUAAUUGUUGGUGUUAUUGGUGCUGUAUCUUACUUCUUUUUAAAUUAUACUUUAAAUGGUAAGAAAAAAAAUAAUAACAAUUCUAACAAGACUACCAAUGCUAACAAUAAGAAAAUCGACACUUCUUCUUUCUUACCUGAACAAUACAAGAAGUAA
This is a messenger RNA of Maudiozyma barnettii, 726 nucleotides long. RefSeq names its product Irc22p (gene IRC22). Bases 1 to 726 code for a protein of 241 amino acids. The record is from RefSeq and is a predicted model, not a curated record. NCBI's taxonomy places the organism in Eukaryota, Fungi, Ascomycota, Saccharomycetes, Saccharomycetales, Saccharomycetaceae. Gene Ontology annotation, cellular component: endoplasmic reticulum membrane. The transcript has a single exon.